Molecule: messenger RNA, 1745 nt
Organism: Xiphophorus maculatus (southern platyfish)
Lineage: Eukaryota; Metazoa; Chordata; Actinopteri; Cyprinodontiformes; Poeciliidae
Product: probable G-protein coupled receptor 34
Exons: 2
Coding region: 344-1594 (416 amino acids)
Biological process (GO): G protein-coupled receptor signaling pathway
Cellular component (GO): membrane
Molecular function (GO): G protein-coupled purinergic nucleotide receptor activity
Source: RefSeq, a predicted model, not a curated record
GACUGACAGAUGUACAAUCAGAUUGGUGAUAGGGCGAAGGGAAAGCAACAAAUAUGCUGCUGCAGUGACUCAUUUAAAGACUGCAGCUAAAGGUAAAGACAGUGAGAACUCAACAGCAGUUUCUAUUCGGUUUGCAUGCCAAGUCUGUUCUGGUGGAGGGAUUUUUUUGUUGUUGCUUUUUUUUAAGUAAUCGAUGGAGGAAAAUGUCUGAGGGACCUCUCCAGCUGCACAUCUAAAUAUGUCCUGUGGCAUCCGAAAACCACAGCUGAGCUAAGCUUUGCUUGAGAGGAAGAUUAAUGAUCGUGUUGCUGAACAUCAUUGAAUUCAACAGAAUUGACACACCAUGACCUUGCUACCAUUCGCUGCGGGUUCUGUACCUCCAAACGCUUCCUUUUCUACUGCAUCUCCAUCAGUGUUGUCCUUCAUGUCAAGAAUCACUCCGUAUUCUUCUCCCAAUGCCACAAUUGAACCAAACUGUACGUUGGACAACGCCUCACUCCGUUUGCCGCUGGCGGUUUUCUACUCGCUCUUCUUUGUCCUGGGGCUUGUGGGGAACCUGUUCGCUCUGUGGGUGUUCCUCUUUCUCCACUCCAAGCACAACUCAGUGCGGGUGUUCCUCAUCAACUGCGCUGUGGCCGACCUGGUCCUCCUGGCGUGCCUGCCGUUCAGGGUGUUCCAUCACCUCAACGGAGACCGCUGGGUGCUGGGGACAGUGGCCUGCAGGCUGGUGGGGAACGGUUUCUACAUGAACAUGUACACAAGCAUUUUGCUGCUGGGACUCAUCAGCCUGGAUCGGUACGUGAGGCUGCGAGGGAGAGGCAGGGCUAGGAGGAGCUUGUGGGGGAGGCUCUGUGGAUAUAAGCAGCUCUGGAGCUGGGUGGUGUGUGGAACCAUAUGGAGUAUCUUUCUGAUUGGGACGAUGGUGAUGGCCGUGACAAAGGAGGACAAAGACUUCAACGGCCAGUGCUUUGAGUACAGGCAGCGCCGCAAUGUCACCUGGAAGGCUUAUCUCAAUGCAAUGUUAGUGGUGUUGUUCUGGCUGGUUUUCAUCAUGAUGGUCAUCUCCCACGCCAAAAUCGCCUCAAGGUUGCUUCAGCUGUCACAGAAGAAGCCAGAGCUUCCCAAUGCAUCCAAGUACAAAAGAACCGCCAAGAAGUCCUUCUUUGUCCUCUUUCUGUUCACUGUCUGCUUUGCGCCCUACCACAUCUUCCGUCCGGUGUACAUCCAGUCCCAAAUAAAUUCCAAUGCAUCCUGCACAUACCUGGGGAUGGUGAGCAGUAUCAACGAGAUCAUACUCCUGUUGUCCACCUUUAAUAGCUGCUUGGACCCAGUCAUGUACUUUCUGUUGUCCGGCUCAGUGCGCAGAACCGCUCUGCGGGUUCUUGGACACCGGCUCUGCAACCAUUGUCAAUAUCUUCAAGAUGUUACAGUGAACAGCUCUACCAUAGAUUACAGACGAGGGUCCGCACCGCUGGCUACACCCGGACAAGCCCUCAACAAUCCUUCACUCACACCUAGAACCAGCUUCUGUGUCAUCAACUCCACUCUCCGUCGCACAGAAGCAACUACACUUCCUCCUGCUGGUCUUCAGUGAUCGUAAGAUAGUCAAGAAGGCAGAAUGCCAAGCCACAUUGAAGCUGAAACAGAACUUUUGAUUUUUUUUAACAAUAUCUUGUUUUCUUUUGGCUGUAUAACUGUUAGAUCAUUCAUACUCGUCUUUUUAAAAGCUUUUACCCAAGAAUGUA